GUACUUCAUAUAUCUAUGACAAUACAGCCUGAUGGCAGCACUAAAGCUACUGUUAAAGUUCCAUCAUUACAAGAUGCCCAGUAUGCCAUAUCACGAUUGCACCGGAGAAAAAUUGGUCACAAACGAAUACUUAUAUCAUAUGUAACAUCUGAUAAAAAUCCACCUUUUCAUGUUUUAAAAUCUGAAGCAGUUGCUCUUUUAAAUGACAUCCCAACAAAAAGUCUGCCUUUAAUCAAAUUCCGAGAGCUUUAUGAAAAAAGAUAUCAUCGACCUAUGACAGUCUCUGAUCUGUACAAAAUGAGAGAUGCUGUUACCAUUCAAGGAGACUCGGGUAGUCGCAUUGUAUACUUAAGUUCAGAGUAUUGCAAAACUCCUUCAAUUCCAGAAUCUGAAGAUUCUCAAGAUUCUAAUGUUGUGGAAAAACAGUAUUGCGAACGUCAUUUUCACAUUUCUUCUUCACAAGGAUGGGCCGAGCAGUAUAGUGUAUGUCCAUUGCCGCUUGUGUAUAUGUCUUUAAAAACAUUGUCGACUGCUGUACAUACUUUAUUAGAUACUCAUCAAGGCUGUCUUCCAUUAAUCAGUUUCUGUGAUUGUUAUGAGGCAGAAAUUGGACCGUUGCCUGUUGUUGGCAAUGGUAGUUAUCAUAGUACUCCCAAAACCAACAAAGGAGUGCCCCUUGAACAUCUCAUUGCUUGUGUAACAGGAGUAGAAGUUGCAAAAUCAGUUCUGUGCAUCAAAAAAGUUCAAUGGCUAGAAAAGAAAAUCGAUUCCCAGGCAUAUCAGAAUGUUAGUCCAGCAUUAGCUGGUCAAUUAACAUUGUUUGGAAGGGAAGUAAUGGAUCUUCUGAAAAGUCAACCACAUUGCUUAAUUCAGUUCAAUAAGUUCAUUCCUAUAUAUCAUCACCAUUUUGGAAGGCAGUGUAGAGUUGCUGACUAUGGUUUCACCAAGCUGAUUGAUCUUUUGGAUUCAAUCCCACACAUUGUUCAGGUUUUAGGGGAAGGCCAGAGUAGGCAAGUUACUCUUACUCAUCGCACCCAAAUUAAAAGAUUUGCUGCCGAACUUCUCAGGAUUUUGAAAUCUCGCGCUAGUAAACAAAUAACUGUAACAGAAUUUCCACAAGCUUAUGAACAAGUUAUAGAAAAACCAUUUGAUAUUACAAAUUAUGGAGUUUGUGAAAUUGAUGACAUGCUAGAUGAAGUACCAGAAAACGUAAUUGUUACUUGUAACUCGGGCAGUGAAAUAAUAAUUGGGAUUCCAAAACGAGAACAAACUCCUGAAGAAAUUGAAAGAACAAAGCUAUUCGCCGAAGAAGUUAUUGAGUUAAUGAAACAUACACCAAGCUGCUCUAUGACCUUUAGCAAAUUCAUUCCAUCUUAUCAUCAUCAUUUUGGAAAACAGUGCCGUGUAGCUGAUUAUGGAUUCAUCAAAUUAAUAGAACUUUUUGAAGCAAUACCAGAUGUUUUAGAAGUGAAAGGAAAUGGAGAAGAUAAAAUCUUAAAUUUAGUUGAAGUGGAACAGCAUAAGAUUCUGACUGACCGCCUUGUAUCAGUACUUAAAGCACAACCAAAUGGAAUAAUUGAUGUUAAUCAAAUUAGCUCAGCAUAUGCCCAAAUGCAUGGCCAUGCAUUAAGACCAGCAGAUUUUGGUUUUUCUGAUUUACAAGAACUCCUGAGGAAAAUGAACUCUGAAAUUAGGGUAUUUGAUGGAUAUGGGUGGAGUUAUGUCUCUCUUGUGGAUCAUAAGUUUAUUCAUGAGAUAUCAUUAAAGUUGAGACGUUUAUUAAUGGAGCAGAGUGAUGGAAAAUUACCUACCAAAGAGUUAAACAAAGUGUUUCAGAAUCGUUUUGGACAAGCUAUUGACCUUUCUCCAUACUUUCAAGACUUUACUGAUGCUAUUAGUGUUGAUGAAGGAUACGCACAAUUAACACCGAUUCAUCUACUUGCGAGAGACAUUAUAAUAUUACUGCAAGAACAUGAUUCACAUAUGCUUCUGCAAGGUUUUAAUAGUUUAUUUUUUGUGCGAUUUGGAGUGACCAUCUCUCCUCCAAAUUAUGGAUUUUCUAGCAUGCAUAGUUUGUUGGAAAGUCUUUCAGAUUAUUUUUCUGUCAAAGGACGAAAGCAGAAAAGAAUGGUUUGGCUGAAUGAUAAAAUAUCAGAUUUUCCUCUCUUACUAGUAAAUUUCAAAAAGUCUCCUGCCAUAGAGAAUAAUAGAAAGGGAAAAGAAGAUGGUUCUCAAACGAGUUCAGUAACUCCAGCUAUUAGCAUUUCCAAGUGCAGCUCAUCACUUUCUAAUCGAAAGAAAAUUGAUGCAAUUUAUAAAGACAGUUCCUCUUCACAUGACUCAUCUCAAACGAAAUUUCAAACUUGUAAAUUUGCACCUGCGUCAAAGUUAACGAUACUGCCAUCUGCACAUUAUGUUAAUCCACAAGUUCACUCAUCAGUGGAUAUUCAAGUUAUGAAGUCAUCAAAUAAUUCAUUUGUUUCCCCACAUCCCACUGCUGUACAAAGAAUGUCUGUGAUAGACAAUGCUGUAAAUGCUCUUUCAUCAUGUUAUUCAAAUCUCCAACAGGAAAAGUAUGAUCUUAAUUCACAUGAUAACAUAAGAAUGAAUCCAGAUCUUAAUGAGAUGUCUUCAAAUAAAUCUUUUAAUGAAAAAUUGUCAUUAAAGUCCAAGUUGGAGUUUCAGUCCCAUGAAAAUCUUACGCAUUGUAGUCAGCCUCUUGACUCCAACGAAAAGGAUUUCCCUAGUACUAAAAGUACUCCAACAAGAAUAUCUGGUCCACUUAGUCGUCGAAACAGGAUAGCUGCCCAGUUUUCAUUGCCAAUUGAUUAACUUUUAAUUGACUUUAUGCACUUUUACGUAUGAGAAUAUCAUAGACAUUUUCUACUGAGACGCAUUUUAAUCAUUAUUUUUGUAGCUUUUAUUGUUGUUUUGUUGUUAAAGUAUUUAUUUUAAUUUAUUCUAGCAAAAUUUACAUGUUACAGGUUAGUAAUUAUUCUGUAAGAAAGCGAAAGUAACUGAAAUAUAAUUGUUUUCCUUUCGCAUUGUCGUUUUUCGGUUUUUAAGUAGUUUUCAAAAUGUAUUUUAAACUUGAAUGAUUUUUGACAACUAUCAUCUUGUUGUGAAUUAUUUAUAAACAAUCUAUUUGUUUACCGAGUUUAUUUUAAUAGCAAUUCACCGAAAGAUGAGAUACUUUUCUUACUGCUGUUGGGGUUUUAAAUUAUAGGAAAGAAUGGGCUCUUAAAAGUUCCAGAAGACUAUUAUUUUAUCCCACCUUUUAUGAAUUGCCUGGUCAUGUAAUCCUAUUGUUAGGUUUAUGAAAAUUAUAGCUUUAUUUAUCCAGACUUUCUUUGCAUUGCAUGUUUGUGAAUAUGCAAGCAAAACUCUUCCUGACUUGUGUGGAACUGCAUGCUUAAGGACUUUUUGCAGUGCAGAUUAUAAACUUAUUCAUCAAAUUGUUUUCCUUUUUUUUUUUUUUUUUUUUUGCAUUUUUUUUCAGAGGGACUGAAUUUAAGUCCUUGACCUUAUAUGAAUUACACUGAUACAUGUGUAUAAUUAAAAUAUUUGUCCUGUACUUGUAUGGCAAGUAAGACAUUCUUUGGCGGCUUUCAACUUUUAAACAUUUCCAUGUCCUUGAAAAUUAUCUUUCAUGAUCGGGUAAUAACUAUCCUGUAAAUUACAAUGCUGUGAUAUAAGACAAGAAUUAGGUUUUUAGCCUAUCUCUGUGUAGUAGUAAUGAGAAAUAUUUUAUUGUUCAUGAUACAUUUUCAUGUUUUGUUUGAUUGCCUAGGAAAAAUUGAAAGUUAUAUUUUGAUCUCUUGUAAUGAUCCUAAAUUGUCCUUGUAUUGACGUUUAUUUUCUAAAACCUGAAAGGGGAAUUAUUGUUUUUUUUUUCUUUCAUUUUGAACAUUUUUUGUUCUGAUUGUGUUCGUAAAAGUAUUUAUUUUUAUCCAAUAAAAAUUGAAUUUAGUCUCUU
Messenger RNA from Uloborus diversus, 3976 nucleotides. Its product is annotated as meiosis regulator and mRNA stability factor 1-like. The record is from RefSeq and is a predicted model, not a curated record. The annotation marks the transcript as partial. NCBI's taxonomy places the organism in Eukaryota, Metazoa, Arthropoda, Arachnida, Araneae, Uloboridae. The transcript is spliced from 15 exons.